AACACUGCCCCGGCUGAUAUCGUGGAGUGGCUUUACAGUGACAAAAAUGAUAAUCGCUAGAAAAAAACAAUUUGAGGACCAGUGUGUUUUUAAAUCUUGAAAAACUAAACUUAUCUAACUAAAUGUUGAUCGAGAAAGUGAAGGAAGCCGAUUUUGCGAUGGGCCUAUCGUCCCCGUGAGCCAUGGCGGGGCCGGGCCGUUCGCUCGGGGUCAUCCGCUGCACCCGGGACUACCUCGCCUCGUCGGACUCCGACGACGGGCCCGCGCCGUCGUCCCCGCUGGCACCGUCGUCCCCACUGUCAGGGGUGUCCGGGGAUGAUGAUGGCAGCAAUGCUUCUCGCGACAACCCCCGCGAGAUCCGCAACAAGGCGGAGAAGCAGCGGCGCGAUAAGCUGAACCAGUCCAUCUCGGAGCUCGCGGCCAUGGUGCCCCCCGUGCUGGCCGCCUCCCGCCGCAUCGACAAGACCGGCGUGCUGCGUCUCACGGCGCACUACCUGAGGGCCCACCAGCACGUGUUUGGAGACUCCAUCGGGCAGUCUUCCCCGGACAUCUCCGGGGCGACGGCGCUGGGGCUGCUGAAGGCUAUGGACGGCUUUCUCCUCACCGUCACCUACAAGGGGCUAGUGGUCGUCGCCUCCCAGAAUGUGCAGGACUACAUCGGCUACACUGAGCUGGAACUCCUCGGCCACCCCAUCAUGAACGUGGUCCACCCUGACGACCGCGAGUUCCUGAGGCAGCAGCUGAUGCCGACCACGCCCAACAUCCUCGGUCCGAACGGGGAGCUACUGGUUCCCGACGACCCUGAGGCCAAGGCGAAGAUCAAGCAGGCGCUGGCCAACGAACGCCGCACGUUCGUCAUCAGGCUGAAGAAGCAGACGCAGCGCUCGGAGCCGGCCCAGUACGUGCAGUGUGUGGUGGAGGGGUCCCUGCGCAAGUCCGACCGCGCCUGCCGCGGCUACUCCCGCUGCUGCCAGAUGGUGCGCCGCGCGCGAGCGAGGGGAGACAAUCCCUGCGCUAGUGGGAAUGAUAUCGUGUUCAUCGGCCUGGUGCGCCCAUACACCGCCUCCUUCGGCUCCGAGCGCAUCUUGGAAACCUUCGUGAUGGAGUACCACACCCGCCACUCCAUCGAUGGCGAGAUUGUCCAGUCGGAUCAGAAGAUCUCGCUCAUCACGGGCUACAUGAAGCGCGAGGUGUUCGGUCUGAAUGCCAUGAACUUCAUGCAUCGUGAUGAGGUUCGCUACGUGCUCGUCGCUUUGAAGGAGACUCUGACUUCGGCGGUUUACGACAACUCGAAGUUGAUGGGCGAGUCGUGCUACCGCCUGCUGACGAAGAACGGCGAGUUCAUCUACCUGAGGACCCGCGGGGUGCUGGAAGUGGACAAGCAGCUGGGCACCGUGAAGACCUUCAUCUGCUCCAACACGCUGGUGGACCAGGCACAGGGCGAGCACCUCAUCAAGCUCAUGAAGGAGAAGUACAAGGAGAGCAUCGCGCCGCUCAUGGAGCAAGUGCCGCAGAAGCCGUUGCUUCCCAACGCUUUACCCCUGGAGGACCCGGCGACCCUAAAGGAGGUGAUCAUGAAUCUGGUCAACAGUAUCCCCAAGCCGCCGCCGCCGCGGGACGGCAACAAGACCCCGCUGUCGAUCGUGCCGCCCAUGGCGGACCGCAUCUGCAGCUCCAUCGGGAAGAUCACCGAGCUCGUGCCAGAGGAAAAACUCACGGGACGCCCGAAACAAAUGAAAGGCCAAGAGACACCUGUCAUCAAGCCAGUGCCGAAACAGAACAGGGCGUUCAAGGCAAACAUGGGUCUGAAGAACCAAGACCCAUUCGAAACCGCAUUCAUGGCUGACACGCCAUUCCCGUUCAAUGCUGAUGAGGACUUGGUCCCGAAAAUAUGUGAUGAGAUAUUCCGCGCGGCUCCACCGAACGGAGGCGGGGGUGGCAUGGGGUACGGCCAUCAGGGCUACUCCAUGAAGCGCCCGAAUGAUGAUGUGAACGACGGGAAUACAUUCAAGAAGAAAAUGUGCGAGACUACCGCUUUUGAGGAGAUUUUCCCGGAAAUCCAAGAAAAGGCUGUUGAAGAAUUCGAUAUGAGCUGCAUUGAUGGGCUGCUGAAUGAUCCUGGACUGGACAGCGCUCUUAACAUAUUGCAAGCUGGGGGUCCCGACAAUGAACCUAUUGACCCUUUUUCGGAGUUACUGUUGGAGGCCGAUUUCCAGGAGCUGUUUGAGAACAUCGACAACCAGGCCUUGGACGAAGCUGUCGGCGGAGCAGCCACUUUCUGAACUAACACACGACACAUUGAGAAACAUCCAGCCAAUUUGGUAAAUUGGUGCAGUACUUAGUUCUUGAAUGUUUGGCAAAAGUUGUGACGAAGGGUGGAGUUACUCUCUAAAACACUUAUGUGUUUACAGAGAUUAUAAUAUUAACCAUAGGUACAUAUAUCUUUUUCUGUGUCUACAUUAAUAUGUAGCUCUAUAAUCAUAUAUACCAUAAAUAAUAUAUCAUUUACUAUCUUAUGCAUGUGUCUCUACGUAGUCUACGUAAUCGUAGCUUUGAGAUUUUGGGGUAAGCAUUGAGGUCAUUGGUUCGAAAGCUUCUGUGGGGAAUGAUACACCAAUGACUAUUUGACGAUGGUCUAGUUUAGAAUGUAGUUUUUUUUUUCAAUCUCGUAAUUAUAUCAUAUAUUUCUAUUCGUAUAUUAUUGUUAUGUACCUCUCGAGGUACCUAUCUAUUAUUAUGGGAAAUAAGUUGGCCUAGAACUCUAUUCAGUGCGAUAUUUUCAUCUUUUUUACUUUUAUCAUUUUCACGUACCGUGAAUUAAUUUUGGAUCUCGUUUGUACUCAUAACAUGAUAUGAUUUAGAGAAUAAAAUAGUUCUAUCAAUAUUUUGAGCAUAGUCUUUCGCAUUAGAAUAAAAGUGAGGUCUUUUUUUAAUUUAGCGUUAAGAUUGUGUUAUCGUUGUAAAAGAUGAAUCAUAUUUAGUUUGUUUAACUACUGUAGGCAUUUUGGGGUCAUUAUCAUUGUUUUUUUGUACUGGUAAAUAUUAAUAGGUAGGUACUUAAAACCCAAAACUAGUGCAUUUUGGUUUUAAUUUCUAGUUUUGAUAUACCCAAUACUUAUGUAUUUUUGAGCCGUGAAUAGGUUUUUUUAUUAUUAACCGACUAGUAAAGUAGUUGUUUUCAGCAAGAGUUUGGUUAAGAAUAGUAUAUGCUAAUUUUGUCUACCUUAUUUUUUAUACAAUAGAUACAAGUGACAUAAAAAAUAUGUUCGUUAUAGAAUAAUAAUUAUUAUAUUUUCUGUAUUUAGAGGUAGGUACUCUAUAUAUAUAUAUAUUUAAG
Plutella xylostella (diamondback moth) is the source of this 3337-nucleotide messenger RNA. It is a transcript of the gene BmMET2, whose product is annotated as juvenile hormone resistence protein II. The record is from RefSeq and is a predicted model, not a curated record. Gene Ontology annotation, biological process: regulation of DNA-templated transcription. Gene Ontology annotation, cellular component: nucleus; cytoplasm; transcription regulator complex. Lineage: Eukaryota; Metazoa; Arthropoda; Insecta; Lepidoptera; Plutellidae. Gene Ontology annotation, molecular function: DNA-binding transcription factor activity; protein dimerization activity.